Molecule: messenger RNA, 1238 nt
Organism: Poeciliopsis prolifica (blackstripe livebearer)
Lineage: Eukaryota; Metazoa; Chordata; Actinopteri; Cyprinodontiformes; Poeciliidae
Product: succinate dehydrogenase [ubiquinone] cytochrome b small subunit B, mitochondrial-like
Exons: 4
Coding region: 31-504 (157 amino acids)
Biological process (GO): mitochondrial electron transport, succinate to ubiquinone; tricarboxylic acid cycle
Cellular component (GO): mitochondrial envelope; membrane
Molecular function (GO): ubiquinone binding; heme binding
Source: RefSeq, a predicted model, not a curated record
AACAGUGGUGACCUUCGUGAGUUAGUCAUCAUGGCGGCCAUCGUCAGAUUGAGUUCUGUGUGUCGUAGGAGUGUAAAACCUCUGUUCUGCCAAAACACCCUGCUGGCCAGAUCUGCUGUCAUCCUUCAAAAAGAGCAGCAGCCCCACCCUCUGACUGCAAGGAUCCAUUCGUCGCCACCUCUCUACGCGGGCUCCGACUCCAAAGCUGCGUCUCUUCACUGGACAGCGGAGCGAGUGCUGAGUAUCGCCCUGCUUGCCUUGGGUCCUGUGGCGUACUUCAGCCCCGGGCCAGUCAUCGAUUACUCCCUGGCUGCUGCGCUCACCCUGCAUGGACACUGGGGCCUGGGUCAGGUGUUAACGGAUUAUAUCCAUGGGGACACAAAAGUCAAGCUCGCCAGUGCAGGCCUCUUUGUCUUGUCCACGGUCACCUUCGCCGGACUCUGCUACUUCAACUACAAUGACGUGGGCAUCUGCAAUGCCGUCGCUCUGCUCUGGAGCAAAUGAAAGGGAUUUUGGACUGGUGAGCUCAGAGGGAACCAACGCUUUGGGAGAAAUCUUGUCCCAGCUAAUUGUAACAAAGUAAUAAUAAUAAUAAUAAGUCAACAUGUUCUUUAUAAAUUCUGUCAUUUUGCAUUUACUAAGGAUGUGUUUCUAAUGGAUGCCAAUGUGUUCCAGCUUGUUUUUUUCCACUGAGUUGGGCUGCAAGCGCUUACUUUGGAGAUUCAAGCAUUUUCAUCCACAGUUAUGGUUACGAUCAAGUGCUGGAGAAUACAGAAGUUUAACAUCUUCCGUAAUGUUUUUUUUUAAAUAUAUAUAUAUCAGUCACACACUCUGACACUGACACAGCAGCCCAUGCUGCAGCUCUAAUUCAGCUUUGGAAGUUUUUCACAAGCCAUAUUAAAGUGUAUUCAUGUUUCAUUCAGAAUAGUCUGGUUCCCUUUACAGCAUUCCUAGAAAUUGAAGACUGCAUCCUGAAUUUAGGAUGCAAUAUGUUUGAAGCUAUGCAGCAAUGCGUAUCUGGAUAUGAAGUUGCAAAAUUAACUUCUGAUUAUACUGUAGUUCUGUACAAUACAUAAAACAACCAGAAAGCUUGGAUAAUUGGAUAAUGUUUUUUUUUUUUCUGUUGGUGUGUUCACAUCCUGCAUGCAGCUUAGAUUCCACGGUUUAAGGGGAGUGUCAAGAAAAGCUCUGCUUUCUCUGUCUACACAAUACUUAUGCAAUAAAACUACUGGUACACA